CUUUUGAAUUUAUGUAAACUUUUUCUUGUCAUAGACUUGUUGCUUCUUCAGGAUAUUCUAAUCUUCACUAGUGUUUAUAUUUGAUUAUUUGGACUAUGAACUUUUAGCUCAUAAUUUUUACAUUUAUAUUUUAUAAACGUAAUAUUUUACUAAUUAUGUCACUGCCGCAAAGGAGAGCGGUUUUGAACCUUUACAAAACGAUGCUAUAUAUGGGACGGGAUUGGCCUCAAGGUUACGAUUUCUUUAGACACCGACUUCAUAAAGUAUUUAUUAAAAAUAGUGAAGAGACAGAUCCUGAGAAGAUAAGAAUUAUGAUAAAACGUGGUGAAUUUGUUAUUAAGGAAAUAGAAGCCCUUUACAAGUUAAAAAAGUAUAGAGCUAUGAAAAGAAGGUAUUAUGAUGAGUCUUAAAAGUGUAUAUUUAACUUUUUGUGUUUACUUUUAUAUUAGUGUAAGCUUAUAAUAUUAGCAAUAGCAACUCUUAAAUAAAACAUGUUGAAUAGAGUACAAUCAUAUUUUUGUCGAUUAUUAUACAUAGGUAUUAUAUGAAACUAUUUAUACCUGUGCCCAUUAUUGAGGUUUUGUUGUUAUAUACUUGUGUAGUGAUACUGCUAAUAUUAAUAUGUAAUAGUUUUUUAAGUUUAGUCUUUAGAUAUGCAUGUAAUUAUUUUUUUAAUACUAUUUUUGACACAAAUGAUCAUCAAUGAAGUCUUAGUUAAUAAUUAGUAUAUUUAAAAAAAAAAUUUAAAAUGUAGCAAUGAAACUGCAUAGUCUAUGUAAUUAUGUAUUAUAGACAUUCUUCAUAGUUUACAUAAUUCAUUACAAUAAAAUCUAAGAAAAAAAUUAUAUGUGAAAAUAAAACAAUCUAUAUUAUCUAAAAUAAAUGUUAACAUAAAAUUAAUAAUAUAAUGGUUUUUAUUUCAAGUGGCAAGUGAUAUGACAAUUAUUUUACUUUAUCAAUCAGAAAUAUAUACAUGAUUAAAUCUACAAUAACAACAUUGUAAACAUAAAAAAUAAAUAUGCUAUACUUUUUAGUCAUGUGCAAGAAGUAAGUAGUAAUGGAGAUACAGAUACACCCUGCAUUCAUUUAGUGUAUACUUCACUAAAACAAAGUAUUGAUUACAUUAUACAUUUUCUAAAUUCAGCAAAAUUUUAUUUCGUUUAAGUUUAUAACAAACAGUAAUCAAUACAACAGCUCAACACAUCAUUACCAACAUCCAUUUUACAUUUAUUCAUUGUGAGACUGCCAAGAAUGUCACACCCAAUAGACUACUCAAAGACAACUCAAACUCGAAUUAGGAAUCAACACACAUUUAAAUAUAUAGUACUCCCAUAUACUACUUUUAUCAUCUACACCUAGUAUUCCAUAUUUAAGUUUGAGUUGUAUUUGAAUUUUUUAAGAAAAUUUAUACAGAAGUCUGGCAGUUUCUGCAUUAUUUGACAAUAUUAAAAAUU
Galleria mellonella (greater wax moth) is the source of this 1454-nucleotide messenger RNA. It is a transcript of the gene osi, whose product is annotated as electron transfer flavoprotein regulatory factor 1. The coding region runs from base 156 to 410 and encodes 84 amino acids. Lineage: Eukaryota; Metazoa; Arthropoda; Insecta; Lepidoptera; Pyralidae. The record is from RefSeq and is a predicted model, not a curated record. Gene Ontology annotation, biological process: respiratory electron transport chain. Gene Ontology annotation, cellular component: mitochondrion. The transcript has 2 exons.